ACACCACACCCUUUGGAUUCGGACACCCAUCACGCCACACUCCCAUUGAGGCCAUUAAGCUAUCGAGGAGCAGAUGUAUUUGUGCUGGCUUUCUCGUUGGUGAGCCGGGCGAGCUAUGAGAAUGUUCUGAAGAAGUGGAUACCUGAGCUUCAUCAUUAUGCUCCUGGAGUUCCUGUUGUCCUGGUUGGGACUAAGUUGGAUCUUCGUGAAGAUAAGUACUAUUUGGCAGAUCAUCCUGGUGUGGUGCCUGUUACUACUGCACAGGGAGAGGAACUCCGUAAGCAGAUCGGCACUGCAUAUUACAUAGAAUGCAGCUCAAAAACUCAACAGAAUGUCAAGGCAGUUUUCGAUGCUGCCAUCAAAGUCGUUAUUCAGCCUCCCACAAAAAGAAAAGACAAGAAGAAGAAAAAGUCACGACAUGGGUGUUUGAUAUUGAAUUUCCUACGCGGAAGGAAGCUUAAGUGAAAGUGAUCUCAGUAGUUAGUAGAUUUAGGUUGAAUCUCUCUUGCUUUUCUAUCCUGAUAUAUGAAGAUUAACGAUGAAUCAGAUAAAGUUUGAUGAUGCUGAAGUUCUUCUAAUCUGUAACUGUGCACCUGAUCAUUCCAAAGAAAAUGGGCAUGUUCAUGUUGCAAGAACAGAAUAGUUGGUUUUUCUGUGGAUAUGAGCACAUGAUGUAACUGGGUCAUUUUCCAAUAGUUGCGCUGUAUUUGAUAUGUAAAGGAAAAGUUAAUAACAUAAAAAGACUUCCUAAGCUUAGUGUCUGAUGGAAUAAUUGCAACUUCCUUGCUGUUUACUUCUUUAUAUCUUGCUAAGAGAAAUUGCUGUGGAACUCUCAAGGAUAUUUAUCUAUAAUUUGAAGGAAGGUGAGAAUCUUCAGUUUUGUUUU
Molecule: messenger RNA, 886 nt
Organism: Musa acuminata AAA Group (dessert banana)
Lineage: Eukaryota; Viridiplantae; Streptophyta; Magnoliopsida; Zingiberales; Musaceae
Product: rac-like GTP-binding protein 3
Exons: 7
Biological process (GO): establishment or maintenance of cell polarity; cortical cytoskeleton organization; regulation of actin cytoskeleton organization
Cellular component (GO): cell projection; cytoplasmic vesicle; cytoskeleton
Molecular function (GO): protein kinase binding; GTPase activity; GTP binding
Source: RefSeq, a predicted model, not a curated record